Messenger RNA from Acaulospora colombiana, 1215 nucleotides. Lineage: Eukaryota; Fungi; Glomeromycota; Glomeromycetes; Diversisporales; Acaulosporaceae. The record is from the annotation of a GenBank genome assembly.
AUGAGUUACCUUCAAAAGAUUCCACCGGCUGGAUUCUCUCCCACUCAGGAGAUUUUUUCUAAGCGACUCUCUUCAUCCCCCACCCAAGAGAUUUAUUCCAAGCGAUUCUCAUCAUCAUCAUCCGCGUCAUCCAUUUCCGACUUUACAUCUACUUAUUCGUCGACAGAAACAUCGCAACGGGAAUUGAUGGUCACACAAAGGCAGAUUAAAGAUCUCGAGAAAAAGUUGGGAGAUACUUUGGCUGAAUUGGAAAGGGUAAAAAAGGACUACAGAGAAUCAGUAGAGUUGAACAAGACCCAUGUGAGAAGGAUAAAACAGUUGGAGCAGGACUCAGAACAAUUAAAGACUGUUAAUAGGUCUUUAUCGGUCGAGAAUGGGAAUUAUCAGGAGAAAUUGGCUAAAAAAGAUGCUGAGUAUGAACAAUUAGAAGUGAAAUAUUGCGAAGAAAUAAGAAAGAGUGAAAAUAAUUCGGGAUCUGUUGAUGAGACAACACUUGGCGAAGCUGUACUUAAAGAAAGUGAUCAUACUUUAAUCGAGAAACUUCAAGAUGAGGUGAAAACACUCAAGAGUGAUAACGAAUCGAUGGCUAAAUAUAUUCAAAAAAUGUUAAACCGUAUAAUGGAAGUGGAUGGUUUUGAGGAAACGCUGGCUACGCAUUGGUCUUCAAGUUCACAGGAAAAAUCUUCUAAGCCAAUGUCUCCCACGAAUCCCGCAAAACCUGAACGUCCAAACUCUCUAAAGACCGACUUUAAAUUCCCGCGAUCGCCUCCCUAUGCCAAAACUUCGUUCACUACAUUGAAAGAAGAGGAGGAAACAAAACAUUACGAUGAACCCGAAGAAUAUUCACAAAAAUGCACGUCUCCAUCGCUCACCACGUUUGAAUCUUUAGACAAGAACGAUGUGACAAGGAGAAUGCCACUUUUGAACAGACCACGAAAGGGUAGUAACUCGGCGGAUAAUGUGUUAGCGCAAGAAAGCCCUCAACAAGUAAAUUUGCCCAAGCGAUCAUCUACUACCAACGUUGUUCCUACCGGAGCCACUGACACCGCCACUUCAUCUAAGAGGAUUAGUGGUUUCUUUAAAUGGAGUCUUGUCGCGGUGGCAACUGCUACUUUGAAGAAUAAUGCCGAAGCCGCAAAGAAAGAGGAUCCAUACAUGAAACCUAUUUUACUGGUUCAAGCUAAGGAUAAAGCUAGGGAUUUGCAAGAGAGCUAA